CGGACGCGACAUGAGAGAAAAGAACGCCCCAGCUCCUAUAACAGCGAUAUCGUCUCUCACUCUCUCCUGUGGGUUCCAACCCUAAUCUCUCCUCGUUCUCUGAGAUUUGGGCGAGAGAAAUUCAAGAAAAAGGAAGCGAAGAAAGGGUGGAAAAUAUGAAGAAUCUUUACCCGAAAGGGAAGGGAAAGAUCCACCCAUCGCCGGCGUCGCCCUUUGCCUCCAGCGGUGGCGGGUCGAGCGGUGAUGCGCUGGCGGUGUUGAAGCUCCUGCCGGCGGCGAUCCUGGCGCUUACGGUGGCGCUGGGGAACGAGGACAAGGAGGUGCUCGCGUACCUCAUCACCAGGUCGAUAAAUGGGCCGGGGAUGGCGGCGUCCGCUGGGAUGGGUGGCGGGGGCGGGGAGGAGAGGCGGCGGGGCCGGCGUGUGGUGGGGGGAGUCCACCGGCCGCUCUUUGACUGUGGAUGCUUCGACUGCUACACUAGCUUCUGGUCCCGUUGGGACUGCUCUCCUGAUCGGGAGCUCAUCCACCACGCCAUCGAGGCCUUCGAGGAGCACCUGGCCAACUACGAGAGCAAGGGCGGAGGGAGCGGCGGAAGGGGACGGCGGAGGGAGCGGAGGGCUUCGGAUCGGUCGGUGAAGGGGAAGAAGAGCAAGGAGAAGGAGAAGGAGAAGGAGAAGAAGAAGGCAGAAGAGACCACCGAAGAGAUGGUUCUUGAGCUUCCUGCGGUGAGCUUCUCCUGCGAAGAGGAGCCGGCUGAGGUAGGCGACGACGAGAAGUGGGAGGUGGAGGUGGAGGAGGAGGGCGGGGACGAGACGGACGUGGCGGCGGCCGGCGAGCGGCGGAGGGGGUGGCCGGACGUGAUGGGCUUGUUUAAUUCCCGUUUGUGGAGCCUUUGGAGUCCGGGCGACUGAGCGCAGUGGAUAUUCCACUCUGGCACAAAACAAAGGAAAAAUAGAAAAAAAAAUGGCGUUCUUUUCAGAUUGUAUCCAAGAAAGGAGUUGCCAAAAGUGCCAAACAGUCUUGAGAGACACAACAGAGCACGCUGCAAAUCUUAUCCCUUCAGUUCAAGUUAUAGUAGAAUAUAGACAGCCUCCUCUCUCUUUUUCUCAUUCUAUUGGCUAUUGUUGUUCUCUCUCUCUCUCUCUCUCUCUCUCUCUCUCAUGUUCAUUACUCUUGUCUUAACUAUAUCUAUGGCAUCUUGAGAGGUCCCAAGGGUUCACGGGGAGUGGAUAAAAGCUAUCAGACUGAUCACAAAGCAGUUGUGUCUGGGGGGCCACAGCUUGGCUUUUUUUUUUUUUUUUGCUAAGAGACAGCUUGGCUUCACCUGGCUGGCCGGAGGCCAUUUGUUAAUGGCCACCUAACAUCAUAAACAUUUGUAAGCAUCAAUGUGCUACAGAGAUUUUGUACUGUGAGCGAGUGGAUAUGGUUCUACCCAAAAGCCGUGACUCCUUGGGAUGUUUGUCUCAUGUUUCUGGUAGGGUCGUCUCGAUGUGAUCCAUGUACUACCUAUUUUUUAAUUUUUGAUGCGAGUUAUUGCCUUUUCUUGGUGAAUCGGCCGGAUGGAUCAGUCUCAUAUGAAAACAUCCAAAAAAAAAUCAGAAAUCAAAAUAUCCCAAUAAAUGUACUGAAAAGGAUGUUGAAGCUCUCCCAUCUAAUGUAUCUUGAGUGGUUUGGCUAACUGGAGGUAGCAAAGCUCCUCUUCAUUCUCUAGAUGUCCAAGAAUAGUAGGUGCCCCUUACCAUUGUGGAGCUGUUUUGCGACCCACCCAAUCAUGGUCGCUGAAUCACCCUCUUGGAGCACUAACAUGACAUUACAUCAGUCCCCCUCAUGCCCCUCUCAACUCCACUCCUAGAACAGUGGUUUCAUACAAGUGACAUCCUCCUGCAGCAACGAAAACAGAAUUCGAGCCCUUGAUGAUAAACCCUACUUUGCCUCUUGCGUCUUCAUCUAGCACACUACUGGCAAAGCUUAUUUUGAGGUAACUAGGAGGUGAGAGCUCUCAAGACCAUAUGAGAGGAUACAAUAUCGGCUUCAAGUUAUCCCUAGUUGUCAAAUAUUCUCCGUUGAAGGUAAGGCUCGAUAUCUCAGCUGCCUACAUUGACUCUGGGUGGCUGAAUUUGAUUCUCGAAUACCCGACCAUUCCUUGCCAUCCAAACAUGGUAAGCGGUGUGUGCAAUACUUACUCUCUGUUCCCUGUCGAUAACUUUGGGACCACUCUCCCUUAGAAAGUCGAAGGAAACAUCCAUAGGGGAGGACAACAUGAUAACUGGGUUGAAGGUGCCAGCCUUCUCAGGCACUACAUGGGUCACAGUUUCAACUGUUCCCGGGUAGCAAUCACAGGUCUGGCGGGAUAUUCAGCCCUCUAGUAGCCAUAAUACCAUGGCACGGGAUCUUGUUCCAAAAAAGUAAGGCUACUUUAGGAUGGACCACCUACGUUUCAAACUCAAGCAGCGUCCCUCCGCGGCGCCGGGUCACUCUAAUACAAGUCAUUGGUUCUAGCUUUGAAGCUACUCACCUGCUUAGCAGCUCUCACUGAGCCUUUCUUUCACCAGAAAAUGUUUGAUGCGGAUAGAAAUUUGCUCAUACCCUCCUCGACCCGUGGGUCACCCCACCUAUGAGUACGUUAUCUCAGUGCCAGCUGGAGCAGAUAGCAUUUCCACCGAGCAUGUCUAGGCGGAAGGCAUACGGUCCCCAACAUUUAAUUGACGCCCGUGCGUUUCGAACCUGGACCGUGCCGGUGGAAGCAAAGCUUCGUUCCAACUGUGCUACCACCUUGGUGGCCCUGGACCAACCUUUUGGCCAAAUACUCAUCAAAGCACGAUGGACUAGGUCAGUAUUCGAUCUCUUCUCACCAAGAAGUUGGAGGUUGCUGACGUUCAAGUCCAUCAACACCUCAUGGCUCAAGGUGGCGAGCCAGUGGGACAAGGGAACAGAGAGGACAACCAUGGAUCAUGAAUCACAUAAAAAAUCUACCAUUCCUAGCAAUCCACAUAAACAUUGGACAGUGCUGCCAAGGUGUGAGUACAUAAGACCUCCCGGAUGGAGUAGCUGCUAUGAGGUGCAGAUGGAUUGGAGCACACUACCCAGGUUCUAUAUUUUUUCCUCAUUAGAGAACACCAUAGAUUAAUUAUCACAGUUUCCAGUAAAAGUUUGGCCGCAUGUCUAGCCAUUACAGCUUCUCUUCUUAUUUCUGAUGAUUAAAUCCCUAGGCCACCUUCUGCAUAGGCUGAUGCACCUUGUCCCAAGACAAUAAAUGCACCUUCUUAACAUCACCUGUGGUCUCUCACAAGAACUUCCUGAAUCUUUGCUCCAGUUACAAGAGAGUACCUUUUGGAAUAAUGGUGUUUUCCAUGAGAUAAACUGGCAUUGCACUCAGCACAUGUUUGAUGAAUGUAACUCUGCUCAUCAUAGAUAAGGACUUUGAUUUCCGCCUUUGCAGCUCGUCUCUAGUACUUUGCUCCAAUGGCCUGCAUUCAGCCUUUGUUGAUUUUCUUUUGUUGAAGGAGCCAAGAUAUGUAGGUCCAAACACCACUCUGCUUCGAGAUGCCCAAAGAUUCCUUAAUUGCAUUCUUUCAUGGGGGUUUGCUUUGGGGCUGAAAAGCACUGGUAACUUAUGUUCGUUGACCCAAUGGCCAGAUGCAUGACAGUAAUCUUCCCUGAUGUUCCUAAUUAUUCUUGCAUGUUGUCUAGUGGCACGGGCAACGAGGAGACAAUCAUCAGCAAAAAUCAAUGAGAGAUUACUAGUGAUUCAGUGAUAGGUUGGUUGCCAAUAGAGAGUGGUUCAUGGUUGCCAUUCUUAAAGCUCUAGGCAAGACAUUAACGCACCAGAUAAAUCGAUAGGGGGAGAGUGGACAACCUUAAAAAAAUCAAUAGUUGAACAAAAGAAGUAUGUAGAAGUGCCAUCGAUUAAGGAUGGUGACAGAUGCACCCAUGAAUCCACCUAAUCCGCACCUCAUGGAACUCUACCUACCUAAGUGUAUAAGUGAAAAAAUCCCAUCAGACUUAGUCCUAGGCACAUUCCAUGGGAAGCUUAAUUGCCAUAAGACAUCGCCGGCCGAGCUAGAUGCCUCCGGUGAAAGCACCCUAACCUAGGCUGGCCAAGGAAGGAUUGGCUACAUCCUGUUGACCAUGAUUUUGGUGAUGAUUUUAUACAUAGUGGUACACACGAUGAUGCGUAUGUAAUGGCUUGGUGCAAUUGCACCCAAUCUCUUGGGCAUAGAGUGAUGUAGGCAUUCUUACAAGCCUUAGGCAUAGAGGUUGAAGUGAAAAACUAUUUGAUAGCCAUAAAAACCUCCUUAUGGAUGAUCCACCAAUUCUUUUUGAAAAAGACAUGAGGGAAUAGGCCUGUGUACCUGAUCACCUAUCAUGGACUUAAUAGCUUGGUUGAUCUCCUCAUCCUUUAUUUUCCCUAUUAGUGCAGCAUUGUCAUUAUUCGAUAACACUUGAUCCCCCAAUGUUGCUGGUCCAUCACGACCUGAAAACGUGGAAGACCUCCCUCUUGAUGGCUUGGGUAUCAUUGGUCACAAUCCCAUUGUCGUCCUUCAAGAGGUGGUUACUGUUCCUAUAUCUUCAAACAAUGGUAGAUUAAUGAAAAAAUUUGGUGUUGCUGCCCCCUUCACAUAUUCACAUCACUCUUGAUUUUUUACUUCCAAAAGAUCUCUUAUUAACAUGCCAGCACAUGAUGAUUGGAUAGGUUUAACCGAAGUGCCAAUAGAUCUUCAUUGGAUAGGCCACCAUGCCUCUCUUGCUUUAGCUAGAGCUCAAGAUGGAGGCUUCUGACUUUUUCCGUUCUCCUGAAAAUAUUCUCCACAAACUUAUGGUUCCAUCUUUAAGGACUUCUUUUUGUGAGCUCCAAUUUGCAGGUCACACAACACAACAUCUUCCUGCAUAGGAAUACUCCAUGCGUCUCGCAUCAUAUUCUAAGAUUGUGGGUAAGUAUGCCAAAUCUUCUCAAAUCAGAAGGGGCAAGGAAUGGGCAAAUUGAUAGUUUUUAAAAUAGGCCAAUGAUCAGAGGUGAUGCCGGAUAAGUAGUGCACCUAGUAGUUGGGAGUGUUGAAUUCAGCUUCUUGUAGCAUAGACUUUGUCAAUUUUUUCUCACACUCUAUUAUUAGACUAUAUAAAUAGAGGGCCAAUAACGCCCAAGUCAUGCAACCCAUUUGUAGAGAUAAAGUCUCUAAACUUGCUCGCUUCAAUCUUAUUAUAAGAGAAGGGUUUGCCCCCGGCCCUUUUGACAUUAAGUGCUUCAAUAUAGUUGAAAUUCCCUCUAUGAAGAAAUGCCAGUUGGGAUUAUAGCAGUUGACUCAUUCCACAGCUAUCUUCGCUGUAUAUACUCAAUAUCUGAAUAAAUAGCCACAAGAAUCCAAGCCUCUAUAUUGGGUUCAGAAAUAGUUAACAAACUUCUUGACUAUAAUUAUGUAAAGCGUCCACAAUAGCCAUGUUUUCCUUCCAUACAACAACGAUACCACCUGAUAGACCCUGCGAUUCAAUAGUAUAGAAAUGAUCCACAAUCACCAUCUUCUCCACCCCACAAUCCUCAUGCUAACACGCUUGCCAGCCAUUCGAUGGAAGUUCCUAGGGUUCGCAUAAAGAUUAAAGUCAUCAGGUAAAAGAAGCAGUCUGCUUGAAAGAAGGUUUUUAUUAUUGCCCUUUCACUACAUAACUCAACCAAGAUUUUUGUAUUUGUGAUCUUAUGAUAACAAACCCUCUCAAAAACCAUUACUUGUCAUUCUAAUGAUUGUUAUAUAUCCAAUCUACAUUUACUAAAUUUUUAAAAUUAAAAAUAAUAGUUAUUAUCAAGAUUAUUAUUAAAUGUUAUAAUGUUAAAAAAGUAACAGACAAAAAUGGCAUGAAAUAUGUUAUUUUCUUAAUAAAUAAUGGUAAUAUAUUGUAUCCUUUGAAUUGCAAAAAAUAUCAUCUAUGUAUGUACUGGCGAAAAGAUUUAGUUUUUCAAAAAAUAUUUUAUUAAUUAGAUGAAUAACUAGAAAUAAAACAAAUCAGCUGUUGUUAUUAUAUAUAAUGGUCAAAUCAUAAAAUAGCCGUAAGAGUGCAAGUUGAUGCUCUGUGCGUGUGUAUAUAUAUAAAGAGAGAGAGAGAGAGAGAGAUGGGCUUAGUUAUAUGAGAAUGGAUUGCCACUCAGAUCCAGUUAGGAUAAUGAGGGUUCUAUAUUGAUGAUUCGAGAUGUUGGAUAUAAUAUACUAGUUUUAAACUACUUACACAUCAAAAUCAUAUUAUUUGAUGACCUCUAGCCUAUGCAUCAGGUGAUUAAAAAAUACAUAUAAUUUAAUAUUUAUUUAGAUUGUUCAAUUUUUUGAUCACUUUAUCAUAUGCUAAAAUUUCCAAAGCAUAUAAGUUUUAGUAUAUAAGCAGCUUAGAGAUAAUAGAUCACAUCCAAUAACUCGAAUCUCUCUCUCUCUCUCUCUCUCUCUCUAUGUAUGUAUAUUCUUGAAGCCAUCAUAACCCUACCAAUCAUAGUUGAUCAUGGGUCGGGCCUCGGGCCUUAACUAUAUUCAUAUUUAUUAGGGCACCAUGCCGGGUCUAUUUAAAAUUUAAUAUUUUAUGUGCCCAAGCUUGGUCCGUAACCAGCUCUAGCUUCAGUCCAUGAAUCGUGGAUGGGUGAUCAGCCUCCUCGGCGAUUUAGAUGUGAUCCAUGCAAUGCUACCUGGAAUUUGUAAUGGCUAUUGAACGCCUAUGAUGACAUGCGCAUGGACUUCAGAUUGCUGUGAUGCCACGCUCCAAAAGGUGGGAAGAGUUGACGGGUUGGGCUUUAAAUCCAGUAUGACAUGGCCGUCAUCCAUCCGUGAUUUAUCAUCCUCGUUGGCCUGUGAUUGUUCAUAAUUUGUGCAUAGACAUGCAAGCAUGUUGGUGAUCUCACCUAGUAAAUUUUUUUGAUGUAACCAUGAAAGCAGGCAAUCAAUUAUUGAACCGGGAAACCUUUUUUUUUUUUUU
Phoenix dactylifera (date palm) is the source of this 6945-nucleotide messenger RNA. RefSeq lists its product as uncharacterized. The record is from RefSeq and is a predicted model, not a curated record. Lineage: Eukaryota; Viridiplantae; Streptophyta; Magnoliopsida; Arecales; Arecaceae.